Molecule: messenger RNA, 873 nt
Organism: Fusarium oxysporum Fo47
Lineage: Eukaryota; Fungi; Ascomycota; Sordariomycetes; Hypocreales; Nectriaceae
Product: inorganic diphosphatase IPP1
Exons: 5
Coding region: 1-873 (290 amino acids)
Biological process (GO): phosphate-containing compound metabolic process
Cellular component (GO): cytoplasm; nucleus
Molecular function (GO): magnesium ion binding; inorganic diphosphate phosphatase activity
Source: RefSeq, a predicted model, not a curated record
AUGGCCUCCAACUACACCGUCCGCAAGGUUGCGGCUCCCAACACCCUCGAGCACCGAGUCUACAUCGAGAAGGAUGGCCAGCCCGUUUCUCCUUUCCAUGAUAUUCCUCUCUAUGCCAACCAGGAGCAGACCAUCCUGAACAUGGUUGUCGAGAUUCCUCGAUGGACCAAUGCCAAGCUCGAGAUCUCCAAGGAGGAGCUCCUCAACCCCAUCAAGCAGGAUAUCAAGAAGGGCAAGCUUCGAUACGUCCGAAACUGCUUCCCCCACAAGGGUUACCUCUGGAACUACGGUGCCUUCCCCCAGACUUGGGAGGAUCCCAACUCCGUUCACCCUGAGACCAAGGCUAAGGGUGACAACGACCCUCUCGAUGUUUGCGAGAUCGGUGAGCUCGUUGGUUACACUGGCCAGGUCAAGCAGGUCAAGGUCCUCGGUGUCAUGGCUCUCCUCGACGAGGAGGAGACUGACUGGAAGGUCAUUGUCAUUGAUAUCAACGACCCUCUCGCCUCCAAGCUGAACGACGUCGAGGAUGUCGAGCGACACCUUCCUGGUCUCCUCCGUGCCACCAACGAGUGGUUCCGUAUCUACAAGAUUCCUGAUGGCAAGCCCGAGAACCAGUUUGCCUUCACUGGCGAGUGCAAGAACAAGAGCUACGCUCUUGACGUCGUCCGCGAGUGUGCUGAGGCCUGGGAGCGUCUCAUCACUGGCAAGACCCCUGCUGGCGGUGUCUCCACCACCAACGUCACUGUCCAGAACUCUCCUUCUCGCGUCUCCCCUGACCAGCUCCCCCCUCUGCCUCCCAACGAGGAUGUCCCCGCCGAGAAGAUCGAUGCUUCCAUCGACAAGUGGUUCUUCAUCAGCGGUGCCUCUGCUUAA